AUGUCGCACCAUCAUUUCCAUUUCCAUCGCCAAGCAUUCGAGCACGAGCAUGAGCAAGCGCAGGAUCAAAAGCAAAAGCGCAAUGCCGAAGCUGAAAAUCUGUCACAGAAAGGAGAAAAUUCAAGUCCGACUCAGACCAAUUCAACAAGUGUAUAUAAGGAUGAGAUACCGUAUAUCCAAGAUGGAGAAAAAGUAACCAACUAUAGUGGUUCAACGAAACAUAGUGAAGAUAAAGAUAAAGAUAAGAUGAGAUCCAAGAGUUUUGCUGAUUUAGCUGAAGUAUUGGGAUUCGGGAAUGGAUAUGGAAGACCGUCCAGUAGGAAUGGUAUUUUGGAAAAUCGACCUAGUUUAUAUUCUAGUUUAACGAGGAGAUCCAGUCGAACAAAACAUCGUCAAAAUCAUAAACAUUCAAUUCCAACUUGUAUAAUAAUAAGAAUCUUAUCAUUCUGUGAUGAUACAAUAUUAUCGUCAUGUCUUACAGUCUCACGACUGUUUUUCAACUUAUCAGGUACUUUUUUAUAUUCGCAUUUGAUAUUCGAAUCUUCUGUGGAUAUGUGGAAAGCUUUUAAAGGUUCGACGAUUUCAUAUGAGAAUCAAACAGGUAAAAUACCAGUUGGAAAACGAAGAUUUAAAGAUAGGUUAUUGAGACAUACUAAACAGGUUACACUGCACUCUCAUGGUGACGACGAUGACGAUGACGAUGAUGAUGAGGACGAGAAUAAUUCUCGGAUGGGAGGAGAUCAUGAUGGUGCACAAAAAGAAGAAGAUUAUUUUGGUAAUUUCAAGCAACUGAAUUUACUAUCCCAUUCAAGGAACUCGUCUGUAAACACGAUCAAAACGACCCCAAACCCCGCAACACCAAUAAAUACUCCCACACCAAACUUAGACACAUGUCCACCUAUCUCAUUGAAUGCUAUCAUGCCAAAAUUAGAUACGUUAAGGAUCAUCUUGACUGAUGCGUUUGAUUAUCAUCUUUUGUUUUGUCCAAGAUACGGUACACCUUGCCCCUUACUAGAAGGCGGUUUGAAGUUGAAUAAAUUAGUUGUAGUAGGUGCAAGAUCACCCUUGGUUGUUUUACCUGUCGCUUUUCCAUCCCACCAGAUCUCAGGUCCGGUAAACUCGAGUAAAUUGACUUCACCCUUGUUGUCCCCUCCCUCUUCUUAUACAAGCGGUCAUAGUCAUGUUUAUAAUCAUAAAUUCAACACAUCAACAUCAUCAACAUCAUCAACCACUCCGACAACUCAAAAAUCGACGAAUGGUUUACCGAUAGGACUACAGGAAUUAGUAAUUAUCUUACCUAGUGGAAGGUCAUACGAUGCCAAGGAUUAUGAAGGCUAUCAACAUGUUUUCUAUCAUCGAGAAAAUCUAAAUAGAAUCGAGAAAUUAUCCAUUGUAUUCUUGACAUCAUCAUCUCCAUCAUCAGGAUCAGUAGGACCAAGGAAUAAACGGCCUUCUCCUUGGCAAAUAGCGUUCUACGAUUCCCGUCCAGCUUCAUCUUCAUAUUGGACAAGUUAUCUUUGUUUGGCUGAAGAUAUCACCAUAGCGAUACUGGCUAUACCGAAAGAAGCGAAUAUCGAUAUUGUCGGAAUCGAAAAUAUAGAUGGCGAAUUACUGAAUAUGGGUAUAGGAGUAAUGAAAGAUGGUAGAGUAGGUAAAGUUAUGGAAGAAAGAUUAAGGAGACAAAUGGAAAUCAGAUUAAAAGCGAAAGGAAGAGACAAUGAGAUUGAGAUUCGAACGAAAAACUUGAAUAUCAGAACUUUGAAAGAUUGGUUGAUCGAUGAUGGGAAAGAAGAUUUGGGUGAGGAAGGGUUGAGAGAAUUGGGUAAAGAAGGUUGGAAGGAAUAUCGCUAA
Molecule: messenger RNA, 1851 nt
Organism: Kwoniella shivajii
Lineage: Eukaryota; Fungi; Basidiomycota; Tremellomycetes; Tremellales; Cryptococcaceae
Exons: 3
Coding region: 1-1851 (616 amino acids)
Source: RefSeq, a predicted model, not a curated record